Messenger RNA from Sycon ciliatum, 5244 nucleotides. RefSeq lists its product as uncharacterized. The transcript is spliced from 6 exons. The record is from RefSeq and is a predicted model, not a curated record. Lineage: Eukaryota; Metazoa; Porifera; Calcarea; Leucosolenida; Sycettidae. Bases 637 to 3321 code for a protein of 894 amino acids.
GCUCACCUGGCGCAUGGCCCGGCUGCACUGUGGAGUGUGGAAGUAGAGUUUGCCACGCGAGCGAAGUCCUUGUUAUGGCGAAUACUCGCUAGGAGAGUCAGCUUAUUUGUCUCUUUUAGACACUGACGUGACGUCCCUGUCGACCGGCUGAAGUUAUUAGCGUCGAUUUACGGACACUCCUGCAGCGAAAGUCGGAACAGGCCGCUGCUGACGUGUAGCGGAAAAAUUUCCGUGGCGAGUGGCUCCUCCUGACAGUCCAGCUGACCACGUAGACGCUACUAGGGAAGUCAGGGGUGACGAAUGGAAAGCGCUGUCCCAUCCUCGCUGGGCCUAGGUGCUCUUGUUUUGACUGUUGGAAUUUGAUUCGCUCGCUUCUUGACGGCAUUGUAGAUCUGCUCGUUUUCACGUGGAUGAUAACUGGAGAUGUCAUGCUAGCAACACUUGCGAACUCUUCCGCUGAUACUCUGGAGUUUCGCAACACACUGGAAACUGUCAAAGUCGCGCAGCCAUCUCCGACUGAGUUGUGCCUUUUCCGUGUCAAGACAAACGAAUAGCCGUGGUAGCAGUGCCCAAGCAACUCGUUACUGGAGCUACGGUUGGUGUGCGAACCGACGGUCCAGUGCGGUGUGUAAUGCCAUGGAGGCCAUGGAGCUAGGCGAUUGCUGUCCCGCGCUGAGCUCUGUUGAUCGAUCGCGCUUGAAGGAUUCUCAGCAAUGGGAUAUCGUGCUCCUGGGAGUCACCCUCAAGGUGGCGUCGGGAGAGGUGGAGGAGUCACUCGAGGACAUGCUGAAAGUGGUUGAAGCCUGUACGUUGGACACACCUGGCAUAUUCCACAACGGCGUUCAAAGUGGAUCGCUGGCUGUGCUGUCUCUCUCGUCAAACUGGAUCUACAUCACGGAUGUUCACCACAAGGUGUUACUCAGUCGGCAUGAGAUACAGGACAUCAGUAGUGCAGGCUAUGUGAAGGACGAUGGCAUGUACAUUCUACUGAUCAAGUGCUGGCAGCCGCCCGGACAGCGCUACCUGGCACUUGCCAUCAACUGCCUGGAAGAGCGUGCCGUGACGUCAAUCUGCAAGAAUGUAUGGCGGCGAUUUUCGGAUCUGUGCCGUAACGAGGAGACUGGACAAGUGUACUCGCGCCUGAGCAUCCGAGUUGCUGAUACGAAUGUGAAUAGAAAGGCGGCUACGUCAGGCGCUCCUACGACGCCCAACAGCUCUCGAAAGAAUGCUCCUGUGGCCAGCCCUGUGGUGAAUGUAGUUGCCGUCUCGUGCCCUGGAUUCACUGAAACGGCAAGCGAGUCGCCCGUGCAAGAUGUGCAGCAACCUUGCCAGGCCGCAGUGUCACCAGCGCUUGAGGUGAUGGUGACCAGCACGGAGCAGAGUGAACCACCGCAGACCGCACCAGCGGUGAACGUGGACGAAAGCCCCGGCCACCGAGGAGCAGAUAAGCGUGUUUCCAAGGAGAAGAGCCGCAAGGCCAAGCAGCAUGGCCUGCGGUGGCUUGUCAAGAGUGCCCUGCGGCGAUCAUCUGAGACAGCGGACCCCAUCAUGGAGACUGGCAGUGACACUUCCCUUCCCAGAAAUAAGAAAAAGACGAAGAAGGGCCGAGUCAACAGCAUGAUUAUUUCCUCACCAGUUCUUGACAAUGGCCAGCGAGAUCAGUCCAUGAUCUAUCGAUCUGAAUCGGCCAGUGAAGGAACACGCACGGUGAAGGUAGAACUGGCACACAGCGAAACCGAAGAAACAGCUUUCACCAGCUCUGCAGCGUCAUCCAGUACCCCCAACGACCUGCCCAAAUCCGACAGUAUUGACGGCGCAAGUGACAUGUCACCAACCCUGGAUGAUGCGGUCUUCUCACGGCCAGCUAAGCCCGCUUCCCUUCCGGUUGACAGCCCGCUACAAGACAGCAGUGCAAGUCGAGAUAGGAAAGCAUCACUUGGAAACGUGUCUGCGCGCAAUCCGCUGAAAAAACGAGCACGGUCCAUUGAUGCCCUGAACGAGCAAGGCAGCGACUCUGAUUUCUCCACGUUGCCCAAGAAGGGUAGGAGGAAGAAGCAGAAACACAGACGCCGAGCUUCCUUACCGCCCCCUCCAUCACCACCAGGCACACCACCUGCUCCACCUUCACCCUCGGGCGAUGAAACAAAACUCACACCAAACAAGAUACUUUCGCAAGCUGCGCCUGUGUCUGUUAUUGCCAUACCCGACCCAGAGCCAAUCUACGCAACUAUCCGCCACAAGAGUGUCUCGGCCGGCUGUUUGCUAGCUAGAUCGCCCAGUCCUGAGCCUCCAAUGCUUCCAUCGCGAUCGUUGGACGCUGGCAUAUUCUCUGAGCCGGAACGUCGGCGCGAAGUCGCGGCCAUUCCAGAUGUUGUAUACAGUAGCGACGAUGACGACGAUAGCCUAUACGAGAAGCUGCCUGCGCACGCCAAGAUGGUUUCGCCCGACUUGCGGCCGCCCAUGCCCAUACCAUCCGAUCACUGCGCAGUGUCUGGGUCAGUGGAUACGACAUCGCCGCCUCAGAGUGUUCUCGCUCUCAGAGCUGACAAGACUCCGUCGCCGAGCGCAAACGAUGAGUCUGCGCUCAAAGGAAGCAGUCAAACAGUGGGAGCAAGCAGCGAGGCAGCUAGCGAGGGCUCGGCGGAACGGCCUGGUACUAAGCAGCAAAAUGCCGGCGAAGCGCCAUGGUUCCUAGCUAGUGAUUCAGAUGAAGACACUACGGCACCGUACAGCAAGCUCAAGGGAAAGUCGGCGAAAACCGAAGCCCACAGUGCAGCCGACAAUCAGACCAAGACGGACCUGCCAACUGCACCGACGGCAGCGGCUGGCCCACAACACCGUCCAUCUUGGUACAACUACAACCACAAGAAGAAAAGUGGCCCGCCAAUCUUGCCUUAUUCGCCCAGGAUUCCUCGUCCGUCGGCUGUCGUUGCUCCCAACAGGUCUGGCCUUGUGCAGCAGAGUUCUGGCGCUCCAGUACCGACUGGCCUGUACGAGAGUAUUCACUCUGGCCCUGAGCCGCUUUCCAGUGCAAACAUGUAUGAAAAUUCCUAUCCACCGACGUCAGCGAAUACCAUGACUAGCCGCGUCAUGCACAAGAAACUGGCCAAGAGAGUCAGUUCGCACGGCGGGCGAAAGCGAUCCCGUACGACUCGCCCCCUGCCGUCCGCCGUCACCUCUGCGACGGAUAGCAGCUCGACGGUGGAUGCGCUGGUGAGGCAGGUGAUGUCGAGCAAGUCGGGUCAGGAGCACCUCCGCUACGCCAUCGGUCAAGCUCUCCACCACUCCGUGUCCAAGGGCACGCUUGGCUCAAACGUUUGAGUGCCGCCAGCGGCUGCAUCACUGAAGACCUACAUUCAACUCGCCCGUAACAGGCUGCAGCUAGUGAUUAUAUUAUUAGAAACGAAGCGUUUCAAAUGUGAUACCAGUUGAAUAUCCCCGGCACCAGUUAGCUGUGGUUCGGUUUCUGCUGCUGUGAAUCACGCAGUGCAGUGACCAGGUGUAAUGCAGUAACCCUGGGCUUAUGUAUACGGACCAAAAUGAGAUGAGCAGAUUUAUAUUUAUGUAUGAAGUACGCAGCUUUUUGACUGCACAGCACUAUAGUUAGAGACAAAUUCAUUUUCUUCCCACUUUGCAAGCACCUGGGAUGCAGCAAUGGCAUCUGAAACCCUGGUAAUAAUAAUUACUAUGGUCUUCCAGCUGCAUCUCUGUCCAGUCUAUAUAUACAUGUACAUGUAUCCGAAUGUCGAAAGCUUGCUGUGUACAUGAGAUCUUUACUCGCCCUCCCCUCCCUCUCAUUCCCAUGCUUUCCUUACCAAACUGGAAGUAGAAUAAUUGUUUUGAGACUUACACAGUUGAAUAUAGUUGUACAGCACUUUCAAGCGCAUUGUAUCCCGUGUACUGAUGUCAUGUUCUGUCAUGUUAUCCAUAUUAUAUUUUUACUUCACCUUAGCCGCAGGCACUACUUAGCUUGGAAAUUGACAUUCAAGAGAACUAAUCCCCCACAUUGGAGUUUUCAUGUCACCGUUUUCUGGAUUACUCCUUUAGCUGCGGUUGAAGAACGAAUUGAGCUGUGGCACACGGUCAUGCGCUGAUUGAAGACUUGGCCAAAGCCCAAGUGCCCGAAUACUUUGUCUUGACUUGAGAAGACCACCAAGAGUUAGCCCCUGGUGGAUAAUAGAGGCAGAAAAACCAGCAGAAUUUUGGGGUUUUUCUGGUAUGCUUCAUGCAUUUCUCAAGAUACAUUGUGAUGAUGGUUAUUUCAUGACCGCAGCGAAUACCAUGACUAGCCGCGUCAUGCACAAGAAACUGGCCAAGAGAGUCAGUUCGCACGGCGGGCGAAAGCGAUCCCGUACGACUCGCCCCCUGCCGUCCGCCGUCACCUCUGCGACGGAUAGCAGCUCGACGGUGGAUGCGCUGGUGAGGCAGGUGAUGUCGAGCAAGUCGGGUCAGGAGCACCUCCGCUACGCCAUCGGUCAAGCUCUCCACCACUCCGUGUCCAAGGGCACGCUUGGCUCAAACGUUUGAGUGCCGCCAGCGGCUGCAUCACUGAAGACCUACAUUCAACUCGCCCGUAACAGGCUGCAGCUAGUGAUUAUAUUAUUAGAAACGAAGCGUUUCAAAUGUGAUACCAGUUGAAUAUCCCCGGCACCAGUUAGCUGUGGUUCGGUUUCUGCUGCUGUGAAUCACGCAGUGCAGUGACCAGGUGUAAUGCAGUAACCCUGGGCUUAUGUAUACGGACCAAAAUGAGAUGAGCAGAUUUAUAUUUAUGUAUGAAGUACGCAGCUUUUUGACUGCACAGCACUAUAGUUAGAGACAAAUUCAUUUUCUUCCCACUUUGCAAGCACCUGGGAUGCAGCAAUGGCAUCUGAAACCCUGGUAAUAAUAAUUACUAUGGUCUUCCAGCUGCAUCUCUGUCCAGUCUAUAUAUACAUGUACAUGUAUCCGAAUGUCGAAAGCUUGCUGUGUACAUGAGAUCUUUACUCGCCCUCCCCUCCCUCUCAUUCCCAUGCUUUCCUUACCAAACUGGAAGUAGAAUAAUUGUUUUGAGACUUACACAGUUGAAUAUAGUUGUACAGCACUUUCAAGCGCAUUGUAUCCCGUGUACUGAUGUCAUGUUCUGUCAUGUUAUCCAUAUUAUAUUUUUACUUCACCUUAGCCGCAGGCACUACUUAGCUUGGAAAUUGACAUUCAAGAGAACUAAUCCCCCACAUUGGAGUUUUCAUGUCACCGUUUUCUGGAUUA